CACGCACGGCCCACCGGCGGGCGGGGGAGGAACGGCGAGGUCGGCGGCGCCCCGCCCAGUCAGCAAGGUUGCGCGUGCCCCAGGGCGGCCGCCGAGAUGGUGGUGGGCGCGUUCCCCAUGGCGAAGCUGUUCUACUUGGGCAUCCGGCAGGUUAGCAAGCCGCUGGCCAACCGCAUCAAGGAUGCCGCCCGCCGCAGCGAGUUCUUCAAGACCUACAUCUGCCUGCCGCCAGCCCAGCUGUACCACUGGGUGGAGAUGCGGACGAAGAUGCGCAUCAUGGGCUUCCGGGGCACUACCAUCAAGCCGCUGAAUGAGGAGGCAGCAGCAGAGCUGGGUGCUGAGCUGCUGGGUGAGGCCACCAUCUUCAUUGUGGGCGGAGGCUGCCUGGUCCUGGAGUACUGGCGCCACCAGACUCAGCAGCGCAAUAAGGAGGAGGAACAGCGGGCAGCCUGGAACGCGCUGCAGGAUGAGGUGGGCCGCCUGGCACUGGCCUUAGAGGCGCUGCAGGCGCAGGCACAAGCGAUGCCCUCCUUGAGUGCCCUGGAGGAGCUGCGGGAGGAGCUGCAGGAGGUGCGUGGUCAGGUCUGCAAUGCUCACUGUACUUCCAAGUGCCAGGCAGCAUCUUCCAAGAAAUAGCCAGCUGCUGGGGCCUGGACUUGUCUGUGACCAUGUGGCCCCCAACAGGGCCUGCUCCUCACACCUCCUGGCCUGGGCUGCCCUGGCCUAGCAGAAACCACGAGGACCUUGAUGUAGCUGUGACGUGUGGUCACCCCUUACCGACAGGAUCUGGGCAUUUCCCCAGGGAGCACUCAGCGGAAGCCUUCAGAGUCCACCCAGCCUCUGGGUCAAAGCCCUCAGCCCCUCAUUGGACUUCCAGGGUCUCAGACAACCUGUCUCUCCACUGCCCUGGCAAAGGCAAAAGAUGGAACCAGGCUCAAGUCUGAUCAGGACAUAGACAAGGUCACCUGCCCAUCAUUGGAGCGCCUCCUUCCUUUGGUGAACAUAGGCCACCAUGAGCCUUGCCUCAGGUUAAUGUAGCUCCCAUGGAGGCAGCAGAGUGCAAUUGAUGCUCCCAUUCUCUCUCCUCACUCUCCCUCUGAGGUCCCAAGGGGAUCACGCCUGUAUAGGUCCCCUUACCCCUCAGCAUGUGGCAUUACCCCUUUUCCUCCCUAGGCACAGACUGAUCCUAGCUGGUUCGAAUCUGACCUGUCUCCGUCGCAGCCCCCUUCCCUGUCCUGAGAGUCCCUGGACCUUGUUUCAGGUGACACAUAGUUCCUCUUGUCCUUCAGUGGCAUUUUUCAGUUGGGUGGGUGAGAUGUCACCUGUCUGACCCUCCAUACUCCUAGGUCUGGGUUCCUCCACCCUUUCUGUUGGUCCCACCUUGCUUGCUCACUCCCCCAAGAGAUGACAUAUUGCUGGGAAUGUGAUGGAGGGCACAGAGUAACCUGUUCUCCCACCGUUCUGGAAGCCAACAGCAGAGGUCAGGGUGCUUGGGCCCCAUUUUCUUCUGGCUUCAGGGGCCCCAGAUCUCCUGGACACUGUGUCCUGUCUUCAUGUGGCUUUCUCUUACCCCAUCUGUCUCUUGCCCUGAAUACAAGACCCACCCUAAAUCUAGGAUGACCACAUUGAAAGAGCCUUUGUUACAUCUCUAAAGACCCGUUUUCUAAAUGGGGACACAGACCCCAGGAUUAGGAUAUGGGGUUUUCUUUUGAAGGCCCUCUAUUCAGUUUGCUGCCUUCUGCCAUUCUAAGAAGAUGCAAGACCCCUGCUAUGCUCUUCGGCUCUUUGGCAGCCUACUCAUUGCUUCUGGGGUUGGGCUAACCACUAUAGCUCUAGAAGGAUUGUGGGUGCAGCAGUCACUGUCAUGGCUGUCCAGUUCCUGAUGGAGCUGCAGAAUAAGGAGGUCUCCUAAGGAUAUAUGAGGGGCAUAAUAAAUAUGGACCUUCAAACUGGGCCAGUGAUCAUUAACAAUAGAGAAAGCUGUGCUUGGUGGCACACACCUGAAAUUCCAGCACUCAGAGCCUGAGGCAGCAAUGAGCCUGAGUCCCAUUGUGAGUUCCUGGACAGCCUGCUGAACUACAGGGAGAGACCCUGACUUUAAAAAAAAAAAAAAAAAA
This is a messenger RNA of Mus pahari (shrew mouse), 2117 nucleotides long. RefSeq names its product outer mitochondrial membrane lipid metabolism regulator OPA3 (gene Opa3). NCBI's taxonomy places the organism in Eukaryota, Metazoa, Chordata, Mammalia, Rodentia, Muridae. The record is from RefSeq and is a predicted model, not a curated record. The transcript is spliced from 2 exons. Gene Ontology annotation, biological process: regulation of lipid metabolic process. The coding region runs from base 97 to 636 and encodes 179 amino acids. Gene Ontology annotation, cellular component: mitochondrion.